Messenger RNA from Coffea arabica (coffee), 1512 nucleotides. NCBI's taxonomy places the organism in Eukaryota, Viridiplantae, Streptophyta, Magnoliopsida, Gentianales, Rubiaceae. The record is from RefSeq and is a predicted model, not a curated record.
AUGGAGCAAGCUAAUCUAACCACCGACUACGCCAUGAUGUUCAACGCGAUGAAAUCUGAACUUAAGCAGAUUAGUGAACAACAAAUUGAGGAAAUACACAACCGUUUUGAUCAACUCUCCAAGAGAUUCACGAGAGGCUCUCGAUCUAGAUCUCAUAACCGAAAUCGAAGCGGUACCAAGGGGGCAAAUUAUGAGGACUACUCGGCAAGUGAGGACGAAGAGAGAGCUGAGAAGCCUAAGAGGGACAGUUCUAAGGAGGUGAAGGUUGCUACUGUUGAGUUCACCGAGUAUGCAUUAAUUUGGUGGGAUCAAGUAAGGACUGGAAGGAGAAUGAAUGGAGAACCACAAGUCCGAAGUUGGCAUGAACUCAAGGCAAUGAUGCGCAAGCGAUUUGUUCCAAGCUACUAUAAUCGAGAUCUCUAUUCGAAGUUACAAACUCUCACUCAAGGCAAUAUGAGUGUUGAGAAUUACUAUAAGGAGAUCGAGAUGGCCAUGAUGAGGGCUAACAUCCAAGAAGAUAAUGAGGCUACAAUGGCGAGAUUUCUUAGAGGUUUAAAACCCAAACUUCAAGAAGCUUUGGAGUUACAACAUUACUUGGAUAUUGGUGAAUUGCUUGAGUUGGCUAUUAAAGCCGAAAGAGGAAAGAAACAAAGGAGCAGUGGCCGUGAACCAAAGGAGGAAAGACCACUCAAAAGGGAUAAGGAGUCUAUUACACCAGAUGAAAGGGCCGAGGUUGAGGAAGUUGUCGUUGAAGCAGAAAAGUGGAAAGAUGAAGCUGUUAAUGAGAAGUGUGAGGUAACAGUUGAGAGUGCAUAUGAGGUAAAAGUUGAGGAAAGUGAGCUAGAAAAAGAGGUAAAAGAAUCUGAUAAGAUGAGUGAAGCAUCAAAUUUUGAUGAGAAGUGUAAAGAACCAGCGCUGGAUUCUCAAGUUGAAUCAAUUGGUGGAAGGAACAUUGAAGUAUCAAAGGGAGUUUUCACAUUUAAAUCUUGUUCUACACCUUCUUACCGUUUAACUAAUGAUGUCCCAUUGCUUCUUUAUCCAAUUUCUGGUUCGAAACAAGCUGAAACUUAUUUCAUUUUUGUAGAUGUUUCGACCACUAAUGAACUUGAUGCAUCCUUGACUAGUGCUGCCACUCACCUUUUGCAAGAUUACCAAGAUGUGAUUCCUGAAGAUAUACCUAGUGGUUUGCCACCUUUAAGAGGAAUUGAACAUCAAAUUGAUUUCAUUUGUGGAGCUUCACUACCUAAUAAAGCACCAUAUAGGACUAAUCCUAAGAAAACCAAGGAGCAACAAAGGCAAGUAGAUGAGCUACUUGGAAAAGAGUGGAUCUGUGAGAGCCUAAGUUCUUGUGCGGUACCUGUCUUACAUGUACCAAAGAAAGAUGGAGGAUGGAGGAUGUGCAUGGAUUGUAGAGCGAUUAACGCCAUUACGGUUUUGGUCUCAUAUGAAUUGAUUGAAGACAAAAGGAGUUUCACAGCUUUGACACAUCGUGGUAUUUUGGUGAUAUCUUGA